AUGGUGGUGGUCGAAUUAUCAUGCAUUACCGUUACUCGUAUGUGUUUUGUGCUAUUUGUUAAGAAUGUCUAUUUUUUUGUGUGUAUUUGUGGCGAGGGUUGUGGCUUGGUCACUUGCGUUUGUUUGUUUUUUCUAUUUAUUUGUUUUUUUUCUUUUUUUUUUUUGGUGGGUGGGGAAGCCUUUAUGAACGAGGCUGUAGAGAUGGUGAGAGUGUACAAUAAUGGGAAUCGUGAUGGGAGCGACGAUGAGGGUUCGUUGUGUCUGCCGAUUCCUCCGAUGAAGCCGUUUAGUUACGUGAGGCUCGUGAGAGGGUGGCUUAACAUGGAUGUGGCGGAAGCGAAUGAGCCGCGGACGAUUGCGAUUGGCUGCGAUCCGGCGGUGUGGUCGGGCCGAUCGUACCCAAACAAUGCGGUCAAUAACAGGCGUUACUCCCUCCUCUCGUUUCUCCCGCUUGCUUUGUUUUACCACUUCCGGUCAGUUUUCAAUGUUUUUUAUUUACUGCUGUCCCUCUCGCAGCUCAUUCCGGCCCUGAAAGUCGGGUUUAUUGUCACGUACUUCUCGCCGCUAGUAUUUGUUCUGCUGCUCUCUUUAAUAAAAGACGCCGUGGAUGACAUUCAGCGUUACAGGCGUGAUCAAAUUGCCAACAAGGAGAAGGUGGAAAAACUUUUUCCGGACGGAUCAACGGGUGUUGUGCUCGCGUCGUCGAUUCAGGUCGGGGACUUACUGGUGUUGCGCAGUGGCCAGCGGAUCCCGGCGGAUUGUGUGUUGUUGCGUACAUCUGAGAAGAGCGGGACAUGUUUUGUUCGAACGGACCAACUCGACGGUGAAACUGAUUGGAAGCUGCGGUAUGCCUUGAAACUGACACAAACUCUCAAUAAUGAAACACUCUGCCGAUUCCGGGCGAACAUACGCUGCGAGCCGCUUCACAAAGACAUCUACAAAUUUGUGGGGAUGCUUGAUGUUGCGGGGUUGGACGCCGAGGCCAUUUGUCUUGAAAACACGUUAUGGAAAAGUUGUGUCGUGGCGUCCGGCACCUUGAUAGCCGCGGUGCUUUACACCGGCGUUGACACGCGUAGCGCGAUGAAUUCCAGCAAACCCUCCACAAAGACAGGUCUUAUAGAAAGUGAACUGAAUUUCAUUGGAGCACUGUGCUUUCUGUUUCUUGUCGUUGUUUCGCUUUUCCUUGUUUUUCUGCAGCAGUUUGAGGGGGACUGGAUCGUGAUGUUUCUUCGAUUUCUUAUCCUUUUGUCAGCCAUCAUUCCCAUCUCUAUGCGAGUCAACGUCGAUGUGGGUCGCAUGUGGUACUCGUACGAAAUGUUCCGAGAUUCAAAAAUAGAUGGUACGGUUGUUCGCAACACAAACAUCCCGGAGGAAUUGGGUCGUUUGCAGUAUUUGUUUACGGACAAGACAGGGACGCUGACGAAAAACAAAAUGGAAUUUCGCGUCAUUCAAGUCGGUGUCGAUACGAUUUUGAAUUACAAUGAGGUGGACCGCUUUCGAAGGAUCAUGGAAGCUUUUUUUGUUGAAAGGCAUGAAACCGGAGGUCUCAACGCAAUAGAUGUUGGUAAAGGCGGUGGUUUGCUCUCGCAAAGAACAUUUCCACGCGAUGUCACAUCUGUAGGCGAAGCACUUCUCGCGCUUGUACUCUGCCACAACGUCAGUCCCGUUAUGGAGGAUGGCCGUUUAGAAUAUCAGGCGGCGUCACCCGAUGAAGUGGCUUUUGUGAAGUUCUGUAGUUCUAUUGGUAUGACUCUUACACACCGUGAUGUGAAUUGCGUGCGGUUUACGACCCCUGGGGGGAGAACUGUGCAUUACGACAUUAUCAAGGCCUUUCCCUUUACCUCUGAACGAAAGUGUAUGGGAAUUAUCGUUCGUGAACGGCGGGGGGUGGGCGAGGGCGGAUAUAAAUAUCUGAUGAAGGGGGCUGAUACGAAGAUGGCGAGUGUUUUACGCCUCACUGAUUGGUUGUAUGAAAGUUGUCAGGAAUUCUCGCAGGUGGGACUUCGAACUUUAGUAUUUGCGCAGCGGACAUUAACAGAAGAGCUUUUUGAAACAUUUUUGGCGAAAUAUAAUGAGGCCAAUGCAGACUUGGGUGACACGCGUAACAGUUCUUUAGAUGCGGCCAUGCGUAUUAUUGAAAGGGACAUGAAGUUAGUUUGCGUUACCGGUGUAGAAGACGAACUUCAAGAUGAUGUCACGACGUCACUGGAAACAUUAGGGAUGGGUGGCAUUAAAGUGUGGAUCCUAACGGGUGACAAGGUGGAGACGGCCACUACCAUUGGUCAUUCAACACGACUUAUUCCAAGAAACGGCGUUGUGGAAGUGAUGGCGUCUUCUACAGAAGAAGAUGCCAUGCGUUUUUUGGAGAAACUUGCGGCUCGUUACGCUUUGCUAUCACGCGGUGCAUGUGUCAGCAGACCAUGGACGCUUAUUUUGGACGGCACCUCUCUUUCUUUUUGUCUUUCAGAAUCCGUUUCUAGAAUCUUUGUUGAAGUCUCGCAAACGGCGUAUUCCGUUAUUGUGGCACGAUGUUCGCCUACACAAAAGGCGGCUGUUAUUCACACUAUGCGAAAGUACUGCGACAAGAGGGUCCGCAUGGCUGCUAUUGGGGAUGGAGGAAAUGACGUUUCAAUGAUACUUGCCGCGGACGUUGGUAUUGGUGUGGAGGGAUUAGAAGGCAAGCAGGCAAGUAUGGCAGCAGACUUUUCCAUCACGAAGUUUGCUCACUGUGUACGACUUAUAAUGUGGCAUGGGCGUAGAUCAUAUUGUCGUACAUGCCGUAUGAGUCAGUUUAUUAUGCACCGAGGUAUGGUGUACUCGGUAGUGCAGGCGUUCUUUUCACUUCUUUUCGCAGGCACCACCAUGUCUAUUUUUAAUGGAUAUCUUCUUAUGGGGUACACCACCAUUUUUACUAUGGCACCGGUCUUUGCGCUUGUACUCGAUGAGGAGAUACGGGAGAAAGACGUCAGUGAGUUUCCGCAGCAUUACAAGGAGCUGUUAAAAGCUCGAUCUAUGAACACACGCUCUUUUUUGCAAUGGGUAUGGAUUUCUAUUUUUCAAGGAGGGACCAUGAUGUUUCUUUCACUUGAGUUAUUUAGCGAGGAGUUAUUUCAAUUGGUGGCGGUUGCCUACACUUCUUUAUUGAUGACGGAACUUAUUAUCGUGGCGUCCACGGCGCACCUCCGAAUACUUUGGAAACAACGGCGACGUCAUCUCUAUUUGUUUAUUGCAGCUGAAUGCUUUUCCAUUGCGUCCUACUUUGUGGCCGUCGUGGUGUUGCCUGAAACAAUAGACAGAAACUUUUUUUUCUCGUCCGGCUGUUGGUGGCGAGUGACAGUAAUUACCCUAGCCAUUAUUAUUCCCAUUUACACCAUAUGGUUGGUAAGCAAAUAUCUGCUGUUCAACCAGAAACUGGCAUACUCACUACUCUGA
Messenger RNA from Trypanosoma cruzi, 3432 nucleotides. RefSeq names its product phospholipid-translocating ATPase, putative. The transcript has a single exon. Lineage: Eukaryota; Euglenozoa; Kinetoplastea; Trypanosomatida; Trypanosomatidae. Gene Ontology annotation, cellular component: plasma membrane; trans-Golgi network; endosome. The coding region runs from base 1 to 3432 and encodes 1143 amino acids. Gene Ontology annotation, molecular function: ATPase-coupled intramembrane lipid carrier activity; ATP hydrolysis activity; ATP binding. The record is from RefSeq and is a predicted model, not a curated record. Gene Ontology annotation, biological process: endocytosis; retrograde vesicle-mediated transport, Golgi to endoplasmic reticulum; phospholipid translocation.